UGAGGGGCCCCGGCAGAGCGGGGGGAGGGGCUGCCCUGCCCCUGGCAGGUUCAUCAGCGCCCUAGAAACCUGCGUCUGCUCCCCAUGUAUUGGGGGGGCUGCCCGGGGAGCGGGGGUUGUGGAGCGGAGGGCACGUGUCACCGCAGGGCCUAGGAUGUGGGGGCUGGAGUUUGGGGGGGCCACGUGUCACCCCAGGGGGUGCGUUGUGUGGGGGAUGGAGUUUGUGAGGUGGCAUGUGUAACCCCAGGGGUUGGGGAGCAGGGGAUGGUGAAUUUGCGGUGGAGAGUUGUUGGCCCCGCCAGGAGCCCCUUAAUUGCCAGCCAUGUUCUCAGAACAGGCAGCUCGCACCGCCCAGGGCCUGCUGACGCCACCAUCAGCAGAGGCCUCCACGUUUGCCAGAGUGCCUGUCUCCACAUACAUGAACUGCUCCCAGCACUUCAGGCUCGGGGAGCGCAGCUUUAAUCGCCAGUAUGCGCACAUCUACGCCACUCGCCUUAUUCAGAUGAGACCUCUGUUGCUGGAGAGAGCCCGGCAGAAAUGGGGCAGCGGUAUAGCCGUGAGGAAGCUGUGUGAGCUGCAGACCGCAGAGAAGUGCUGCAUAGUGGGAACCCUCUUCAAGUCCAUGCAGCUGCAGCCCUCCAUCCUCCGGGAGAUCAGUGAGGAGCACAACCUGCUGCCGCAGCCUUCCCGCACCAAAUACAUCCACCAGUCGGACGAACUGAUCCUGGAGGAUGAGCUGCAGCGGAUCAAGCUGGAGGGAGCUAUCGACAUUCAGAAGCUGGUGACAGGGACCAUCCUCGCCCUCUACGGCUCGGAGAGGGAGGAUGGCAGGUUCGUGGUGGAAGAUCACUGCUUUGCCGACCUGCCCCAGCAGCUGCCCCGGAGAGGGCCCAGCACGGACAGGUUUGUCUUGCUGGUGUCAGGCCUGGGCCUCGGCGGCGGGAGCGGUGAGAGUUUCCUGGGCAUGCAGCUGCUCGUGGACGUGGUGACGGGGCAGUUGGGGGCUGAGGGCGAGCAGAGCUGCGCGGCACAGAUCUCCCGGGUCAUUCUGGCAGGCAACCUGCUCAGCCAGAACACGCAGAACAAAGACACCAUCAACAAGGCAAAGUACCUAACCAAGAAGACCCAGGCUGCCAGUGUGGAGGCGGUGAAGAUGCUGGACGAGAUCCUGCUGCAGCUCAGUACUUCUGUGCCAGUGGACGUCAUGCCCGGCGAGUUUGACCCCACUAACUACACGCUGCCCCAGCAGCCACUACAUCACUGUAUGUUCCCCCUGGCGGGUGCCUACUCCACACUGCAGCUGGUCACCAACCCCUACCAGGCUGACAUCGACGGGGUCCGGUUUCUGGGCACAUCUGGCCAGAACGUCAAUGACAUCUUCAAAUACAGUAGCAUGGAGGACUACCUGGAGAUCCUGGAGUGGACGCUGCGUGUCGGGCAUCUCAGCCCCACGGCCCCAGACACCCUUGGCUGCUACCCUUUCUACAAGACUGACCCCUUCAUCUUCACUGACUGCCCUCACGUCUACUUCUGCGGGAACGCGCCAAGCUUCCGAUCCAAGGAGCUCACAGGGGUGGAUGGGCAGCAGGUGCUGCUGGUGACCAUUCCCGACUUCAGCGCCACCCAGACAGCCUGCCUUAUCAACCUGCGCAACCUGACCUGCCAGCCAAUCAGCUUCUCCGGCUUCAGCACCGAUGAGGAUGAGGGCGAGAUGGAGAUCAGCCACUGAGCCAGGGCGGGGCAGAGCCGGGCUGCCCACUGGGAGGCCGGGGGAGAUGCCAACCUGCUCCCAUCAGGGCACAAAUGGACCCAAAUAAAAAUACCUCUCCCCUC
This is a messenger RNA of Gopherus flavomarginatus (Mexican gopher tortoise), 1833 nucleotides long. It is a transcript of the gene POLD2, whose product is annotated as DNA polymerase delta 2, accessory subunit. Gene Ontology annotation, molecular function: DNA binding. The record is from RefSeq and is a predicted model, not a curated record. Gene Ontology annotation, biological process: DNA replication; DNA strand elongation involved in DNA replication. The transcript is spliced from 11 exons. Bases 323 to 1729 code for a protein of 468 amino acids. Gene Ontology annotation, cellular component: delta DNA polymerase complex. NCBI's taxonomy places the organism in Eukaryota, Metazoa, Chordata, Testudines, Testudinidae.